CGGCGGGUACUGCGAGUGGGUGGACAAGGCGGGACGAGGCCUGGACCCGUGGAAGGAGGCCGAGACCCUGGAGGAAUACGAGAGGCUGCUCGUUCUCAGGUGCGAGGAGGAGGGCAUCGGGAAUCAGCUGAGAUGGGUCGUGAAGGGGGACACGCCGGACGUCGUCUACUAUCAGAGUCUCAAGCAUUUCCAAAUCGGAGGGAGAAUCUUCGUUCACGAUUGACGCGUCGGCCGUUUCGUAUGUAUUUUUUAAAUAAAGCACCGAGC
Messenger RNA from Darwinula stevensoni, 267 nucleotides. The record is from the annotation of a GenBank genome assembly. Lineage: Eukaryota; Metazoa; Arthropoda; Ostracoda; Podocopida; Darwinulidae.